Molecule: messenger RNA, 333 nt
Organism: Pediculus humanus corporis (human body louse)
Lineage: Eukaryota; Metazoa; Arthropoda; Insecta; Psocodea; Pediculidae
Exons: 1
Coding region: 1-333 (110 amino acids)
Biological process (GO): endoplasmic reticulum to Golgi vesicle-mediated transport; vesicle fusion with Golgi apparatus
Cellular component (GO): Golgi trans cisterna; SNARE complex
Molecular function (GO): SNAP receptor activity
Source: RefSeq, a predicted model, not a curated record
AUGAGAAGAACCUUUAACAACCACGUUUACCAACCUUUGCCUAAUAGCGACAGAACCAAUGCUAUCGAGGAGCAAAACGAAGAAUUAACAGAGGCAUUGGGCGACAAAGUACACAUGUUAAAAUCGUUAACAAUCGAUUUAGGACAUGAAGUUAAAGAGCACAACAAGUUCCUGAGUGGAUUAGAAGAAGAUUUCGAAAGGUCGGGUGGUUUUUUAAGUAAAACCAUAAAUCGAGUUGUAAGAUUGGGAAAAGGCUCACACAAUUAUUACAUUCUAUACCUUUUACUUUUUUCAUUCAUUGUAUUUUUAAUAAUAUGGGUAUUGAUGAGAUAG